Molecule: messenger RNA, 1301 nt
Organism: Oldenlandia corymbosa var. corymbosa
Lineage: Eukaryota; Viridiplantae; Streptophyta; Magnoliopsida; Gentianales; Rubiaceae
Source: the annotation of a GenBank genome assembly
AUCGAACUGAAAAACCUAUCUAACCUGUAAAAAUUUUCAGAUUACAAUCUCAAAAAUUCUCAAGAAAAUGGUUGGCUUCUCAAAAGAUGGUUUUCAAGGCUUUCCGGGAGACUUAACAAUUGUUUUAGUCGGCAGCCCGGGAAGUGGAAAAAGUGCGACAGGAAAUUCGAUCCUUGAACGGAAAGCUUUUCAGUCAAUCUCUGGCUUUGAUCGCGUGACAACUACUUGCACGCGAGAAGCCACUGUAUUAGAAGAUGGGAGAGUUCUCAACGUGAUUGAUAUGCCCGGCUUGUUCGAUUCUACUUUUAAACGUGAAGAUGUUGAGAAAGAGGUUGUCCAAUGCAUCGAAAUGGCUAAAGAUGGCAUUCAUGCCCUUCUUUUGGUUGUGUCACUAAGAGUUCGGUUCAACGAAGAGCAAGUUGCAACUGUUGAGAUUUUGAAACACUUGUUUGGGGACAGAAUUCUUGAUUAUAUAAUUGUCUGUUUUACUGGGGGUGAUGAAUUGGAAGAAGAUCAAACAUUGGAUGAAUACAUGGCCUAUUCAUGCCCCCCAGCUUUACAGGAUUUACUUGAAAAAUGUGGAAAUAGAAAGGUAGUUUUUCAUAACAAGGCAAAGGAGAAGGAGACCAAGACUAACCAACGCCAACAACUUCUUACUCUGAUAACCAGCAUUCUUGUGAAUAAUGGUGGAAAGCCCUACACCCAUGAUCUGGUUGUUAAAAUCGAGAAUGAAAAUGCUGCAACGGAUUCCAAGAAUUCAAACCAGGAAACGGAUAAAGUAUCAGAAGAGGAGGAGUUGCAGCGAGGCAGUGCUGAAAUGGUUAUUGAGAAGCUAAUGGAGAGGGAGGAAGAAACUGUAAGCUUAACACAUGAAGUUGAGAGACUUAAAAAAGAGCAUAAUGAUCACAUUGAAGAGCAGCAAAGUCCCAAGAUGAAAUAUGGAGAGGUUGAGGACGCAACUGGGAAAAGCCCUACUGAAAAUUGAGACAACCGGUAGGUGUGUUGUGAUGCGAUCAUCAUCAAUCAUCAAUAUAUAAAAUUCCCUCAGUCCCAAAAAUAAAUUAAUAUUUACUUUAUUUUACUUUUUUAGUUCAAUCAAAUUAAUUGAAUAGUUUUUCCGGACCGUGUAAUAUCAAUUUCAUCUUAUGGCAUAUAUUUACUCCUCUGCUACUUUACGUGACUAUAUGGAAGUGCGAUUAAGAGGAAUUUGUCAAACUGUAACACUAUAUGAAAGUUCAAUAAAAUGUGUGAAAAUGUUAGCAUGAGUAUUGUGUUGCUGUAAAUAAGAUUAUUAUCACUUA